Gamsiella multidivaricata is the source of this 1060-nucleotide messenger RNA. RefSeq lists its product as uncharacterized. The coding region runs from base 131 to 649 and encodes 172 amino acids. The record is from RefSeq and is a predicted model, not a curated record. NCBI's taxonomy places the organism in Eukaryota, Fungi, Mortierellomycota, Mortierellomycetes, Mortierellales, Mortierellaceae. The transcript has a single exon.
CCUUACGAUAGAACAAGAAACUGCACAGCAAACCCCCAGUUCAUCCCGACGACACAAACGAACAUCGCCCAACCAGAAAAUCAGGAGCCAAAAAACUACUUCCCUCAAAAUAUACGGUCAAAAAAAGUAUAUGGCCACCGAAGAAAUGUCCCUCCAUGCCGCUGCGGCCUCGACCUCGACCAGCAGCAUAGAGAUCCUCCUGACGGACCAGCACAUGAUGCAGUACACCAUGGGUCUUAGUGAUCCGCACGACGUACCCGCAAAAGAUCUUUACGAGAAACUUUCCUUCCUCAAGCAGCAACAGCAGCAAAGGAAAAUGAACAUCAAGCCAGCCCAUUCGCUCGAGGAAUCUCAUCACAACAGCCUCCAUCGUCAGCACCAGCACCAGCACCAUCAUUGCGAUCUAUCCAUCGAUACCUCCAACACCGUGACCUCCAAGUGCAGCUCACAAGAUACACUCAUGGAAAUCCUUCAACAGAUCGAUCACCGUCAUCUGCAGAAGGAUCUCGAGAAGGAAAAUGAACUCGAGCUCGAGGAGGCCGCCACCUUGAGACGCCAUCGUCGCUACAAGUUGAACCCGGACCUACUCAAGGAUCAUCCCUUUACCCUGAAGCAGAACCACGGCCUCGCCAACCUACGCCAUAGCUGAGAGGAAUAGGCAGCUUGAACCGCCAUUUUUUUUUCAUUUCGUCUCCUUCGAAUAGGAGAUGCUAGCCUGCGCCCUGGAGCAAGUGACUAAGAUAGCUAUCAACACCCGACAUAUGAAUCGUUUUCAACUCUUCCUCGCCCUCGAUAUCCAAUUGCAUCCACCACAUCCAAUCCAAAGGAAAUGGACCCUCUGCCUUGUCAACAGGGUGACUCGCCCCAGCACCAUCAGCGACACUACUAAACGGAUGAUGAACAUGAACAUAUGGGCCUACGAUACCUUCCCGUACGUAACUUUCCAACGCUACACAAAUUCAAGAGAUGCUCCUGUUCAAUAUGGACCAUAGAUCAUCACUACCCCUCAGCUUAUGAGCACGUCAACAAAAUAAAAUUUUUGUCCGAGGAUAUUGCAAAG